Lucilia cuprina (Australian sheep blowfly) is the source of this 548-nucleotide messenger RNA. RefSeq lists its product as uncharacterized. Bases 1 to 372 code for a protein of 123 amino acids. NCBI's taxonomy places the organism in Eukaryota, Metazoa, Arthropoda, Insecta, Diptera, Calliphoridae. The record is from RefSeq and is a predicted model, not a curated record. The transcript has 3 exons.
AUGUUUGCCGUUGUGUCAAGUCCCCCAACGACUAUACCGCCACCCACAACCACUACAUUGGCAACCACAACAACGACAUUCAUGAAUGAAUUGGACAUGGAUUUCAAUGGCAUUGAGCCAACAAACUCCAUAAUUGUUAUCGAUAAAUUGGGCAUUAAAUAUCAAUCAAAUUUAAAUGAAAUUGGUAAAUCAGAACAAAAGCUUAUGGGAGAUACACCAAAAGGUUAUGAUUGGUCAAAGGAUAAACAAGCAUCAGCUGCAGCAAAAUUUAAGCCGCUCCUGUGUCAUCCAGUAUGGCGUUAUGAAAGUUUGGCAUUAAUUUUAAUGCUGAGGUUUGUAUGGCUGAAGUUUUGGAAUUGGAAAGAAACGUAAAAGUUUAAAAACGGUUACAAUACAAAAAGAACACAUAAUCGCUUAUAAAAGCUACAAUUUACAAAAUUAAGUUUAAGCCUAAAUGAAAUUGAUAAAUAUUCUAGAUAAAAUAUGAAAUUUAAACGAGAUACAAAGAGCUUUUGUUUUCUAUUAAAUGUUGUUAAAUAUAAGAUAAU